UAAAAAGCCAGAAUAAGAAGAAGCACAGCGGCAGCAGGAGAAAAAAUAACGCAAACGAAACGAAAGAGCGCAAGGUGGGAACCAAGAACAACGAACGACAGCAAAACGGGUGACAGGCGCGACAAGAAAGACAAGAAAAACAGGAGUACUAACGGCGUACAAAUAUACUAAAAGGGCGAAGACAGCAGCAAAGCAGCAAUAACAACAACAAAAACAGCAAGACUAGCAGCGAUAAAAUGUUAAACAGCGCCAAGAACAAACAAUUCAAAUAGUGUUCAUUUGGAUAAAGUAAAAAAUCGCAUUGGCCGCUUGCCCCGACACGCUGUGUAUAUAAAUGGAUGUACAUGUGUGCGUGUGGGUGUAGGUGCCUGUAUGUGUGUAAGUGCGAGUGUGGUUGUGACGAUGUGUUUUUAUAACACCGCCUAAUUCGCAAGCAGCAGCAACAACAAACGCUAGCAAAAUUAUAACAGUGAGAAUCUGAAGCUGGAAAAUCAACACAACAGCAGCCAGCAGUCGCUCGAUCCCAUUUCACGCGUCGUCUCGCCUCUCCGUCUCUUAUGUUGUUUUCUGUCUGUCGCACUUGCAGUUCCAUACGAUCCGGCAUCGCUACGUCAUCGUCAUCGAGCUAUCAAGUUAUCGGCCAUUGCAUCGACAGUAAUCAUCCUCAUAACCAACAUCAACACAGGUUCCAAAGCGGCCAUAUCAACUGACGUUGCACCAGCAACAAAAACAACAACACCAAAAACAACAACAACAACAACAGCAACACAAUGCCCAAAUGCGAUGUGAAAACCCGUUACAUUCCGGCGACUUUCGCAUGGAUUGUGCUGCUACUUACAACAUUUCUCUUCUUCUUCUAUCCCUGCCAAUACUAUGUGAAGAGCCACCCGUGGGUGCUGGCCUACCAGGGCGUCAUCACGUUCUUUGUGCUGGCUAACUUUACGCUGGCCACAUUUAUGGAUCCGGGCGUUAUACCCAAAGCCUCGCCCGACGAAGACUGCGAGGAGGAGUUCCGUGCACCGCUCUACAAAAAUGCCGAGAUAAAUGGCAUUACCGUCAAAAUGAAAUGGUGCGUCACGUGCAAGUUCUAUCGCCCGCCCCGCUGCUCCCACUGCUCAGUGUGCAAUCACUGCAUAGAGACGUUCGAUCAUCACUGUCCCUGGGUGAAUAAUUGCAUUGGCAGGCGCAAUUAUAGGUUCUUCUUCUUCUUUCUGGUCUCCCUCUCAAUCCAUAUGCUGAGCAUCUUCUCGCUUUGCCUGUUCUACGUGCUCAAAAUCAUGCCCAACAUCAAACAGACAGCGCCCAUCGUCGCUAUGAUACUGAUGGGUCUUGUCACGGUAUUGGCGAUACCGAUAUUCGGGCUAACGGGCUUCCAUAUGGUGCUGGUGUCGCGGGGUCGCACCACCAACGAACAGGUGACAGGGAAGUUCAAGGGCGGCUACAAUCCGUUCUCGCGCGGCUGUUGGCACAACUGCUGCUACACGCAGUUCGGGCCGCAGUAUCCCAGUCUUUUGAAGCCGAAGAAGUACGCAUCGCGACGAUCGCAGACGCAAAAUCAAGCCAUAAGCACUAUAUGCAACGAUCGGACCAAUCAACAGACCAAUGCCGGCAGCGGUAGCGGGGCCGGAGCCGGUGGCAAUGGCAGCACAGCCGGUGGUGUCGGUAGUGGCAUGCGCGGCACCGCGGUACAAUAUUCACCCCGCUCCUACUACGAGCCGAGUCGGGAGAAGCGUGGAAUUCAGGUAAAGACUUAUAUGGCCGAGGGCAAUGGUUAUAAUCAACGGUCGGGCAGCACAACGCUUUAUAGUAAGCUGUCGCCGGGACGCGAGUGCUCCGACACGGAUCUGGAGCCGCCGCCCGCCUCACAGAGUCAAGACUGCGAGCCGACGCCGCCGCUGCAGCGGCACAACUCGACCAACUUCUACCUGCCACAGGUGAGCGACACGGCGCCUGGCAUCAAUAUGAGCAACAUGAACAAUGGCAACAUUGCCAGCGGUGCGGGUGGUGCGUCCAGUUCAGCGCAGUCUGGCGGCGGUGGCGACUCCCCGCGUCACCUACGCAUGUAUCAUCCACGGCACAGUCCGCACGCGCGAACCAGGGGCCUUGAUCCUCAGCGCGGCUACACGAGCGAUCCACUGUCGCCGGACCAGCCUGGUGGUGGCUAUGUCGUCAAUGGUCAGCAGGGCAUAUCAGUAGCACAAAGCCAGCGCGGUGGCACUACAACGGCCACGCCUACUAUGCAACAACGAAUUAAGCCACUGGGCGUGGCCACACCACUUGUCAGCGCCAGUCCAGUGAGAAGAUCCAAUCCGGGCACACCCACGCAGCCACGACGACCCGACUUCAUCGGGCUGAACGCACAGGUGGCUCAACAGCAACAACAGCAGCAGCAACAGCAACAGCAGGCGGCCGCAGCGGCAGCUGCCUACUAUGAAUACACCAGCGGUCUACCGCCGCAGCAUCCGCAGGCGCCAACGAUUCAACAUCAGCAACAACUGCUGCUCCAACAGCAGCGCGUUAUGCUGCAGCACCAGCAACAGCAGCAGCAGCAGCAACAAGUGCUGCAGCAACAGCAGUCGCUGGCGCAGGCUGCCUAUGGCGGCAGUCCGCAGCGACGAUUUCUGUCUGAGGGCGAGCUGGUGCGACAGGGUGCCGGAGAGCUGUCCUAUGCGCGUUCCAACAACACUGUGGACAACAUACGCGAGCUGGCUGGUAGUCCGCAGCGCGGCGUCUACAUGUGGAAGGACACUUCGCCUGGCUUUGGCGGUGGCGGCGUAGGCGGCGGACCGGCUACCGUCAGCAUUGGCAGCAGUGCGGGCACACUGCCAAGCAGCAGUAAUACGGGCGGCAUGAUGCAGCAUGCGCAGUACAUAACAGCCGGCGGGGGCGCUCAUCCACUCAUUAUGACUCACUCACGCCUGCAAGACUACGCCAGUCAACAGCAGCAACAACAGCAGCAGCAGGCAGCUUUAGCAAACGCUGCAGCAGCAGCUGCUGCCUCAUAUCAUCGCUCCAAUCCAACAAGCCCCACAACCUUGCCACAGACCUCCGGUGCACAAACGUACAUUCUGCGCUACGGCGGCGGCGGCGGCGGCGGUAGUGGCACCGGAUCAGGAGCACAAUCUGGCAGCAGCGGCAGCAUUGCCAAUAUGCCAACCAGCAAUUCCGGCACUGGGUCGGGCGGCUAUCAACCCCAGCUGCGCGGCGGUGUUCCAGUCUUUCCGCCUAACCCACUGGCCGGCGUCAAUGUGAGCAGUGCGGCUGGGGCGCUGCAGCCUCAGCCCUCGCCUCAGAUCAAGCGCAAGCAGACGCCCACGAGGCCAAUGAGUUUUGUGCGGGCUCUGGAAAUGACCGAUUCUAUGGAGAUGCAAACACUUGAGCAGCAGCAAGCGGCAGCGGCGGCUGCUACAAUUGCGCGCAACAAUGGAGGUCUGCCCAGCGGCAUGCCUGCGAGCUUGGCCCAACAGAAUGCAGCAGCAGCCGCCGCUGCAGCUGCUGUUGGACGCAAUGCAGCGGCAGCAGCAGCAGCGGCUGCGUCAAAUGCUACUGGCACACCCGAUCGUGCCAGCAUCUAUGAUAUGAACUAUGAGAUCUCCGUAUAACCCGUGGUUGUGCCCGU
Drosophila hydei is the source of this 3619-nucleotide messenger RNA. RefSeq names its product ankyrin repeat and KH domain-containing protein mask (gene Zdhhc8). The transcript has 10 exons. The record is from RefSeq and is a predicted model, not a curated record. The coding region runs from base 771 to 3602 and encodes 943 amino acids. NCBI's taxonomy places the organism in Eukaryota, Metazoa, Arthropoda, Insecta, Diptera, Drosophilidae. Gene Ontology annotation, biological process: protein palmitoylation. Gene Ontology annotation, molecular function: palmitoyltransferase activity.